AUGGCCCCGAAGCCGCCCUUCCAGCGGCCCUGUCGCCGCCCUCUUGAGCGGCCCCGUCGCCACCCUUGCAGCGGCCCGUCGCCGCCCUUCUCAGCGGCCCCACCACUGCACCUGCAGGAGCCUCGUCGCCGCCCUUUCAGCGGCCCCGCCACCUCCUUUCAGCGGCCCUUCCGCCGCCCCGGAAGCGGCCUCGUCGCCGCCCUCUCAUGGCCCCACCGCCGCCCUUUCAGCGGCCCCGCCACCUCCUCUCAGCGGCCUCGCCGCCUCCUCUCAGCGACCCUGCCGCCUCAUCUCAGCGGCCCCAGACGCCGCCCUCUCAGCGGCCAUUCCGCCGCCUUCUUUGCGGCCCCGCCGGACCGCCCAGCAGCCGAGCCGCCCAGCAGCCGAGCCGCCCAACCGCCGAGCCGCCCAACAGCCAAGCCGCCCAGCCGCCGAGCCGCUCAGCAGCCGGGCCGCCGAGCCGCCCAGCAGCCGAGCCGCCGAGCCGCCCAGCAGCCGAGCCGCCGAGCCGCCCAGCUGCCGAGCCGCCGAGUCGCCCUGCAGCCGAGCCGCCCGAGCCGCCCUGUCCGUGCCUCUCCUGCCCCUGUUGCUGAUGCUGAUGCCACUGUUUGCUCACAGUGGGCCACGCGCGAUGCUGCUACACGUCUUGCUGUGCGUCGCCACAUGCCUACCUCUGAGCUCACCCGCCUCCCUGACUCCCUUCGCAUAGUCAGGGACCACUUCCUCUCAGUUUGUCCCACCACUCUCACCGUUGACCUCCUCGAGAAGGCCCUCCUAGCAGCAGAGAAGAGCAUAGUCGCUGUAGGAGCCUCCCGUGGUGACCCGCGCACCCCCAUCUUUGAGGGGUGUUCCCCCUCCCCCCUUUUGCCCUCUGUUUCCUCUGCUGCUGCGGCCGACCUCGUUGGGCUUGAGUCGGUCGGUGCGGUGUCUACCCCUAGCGGGAGACGCCGCCUUGGCAAGGGCAAGGGGGGCACGGGCGCUGGAGGAGCUAGCGGGGGCGGUGGAGGCGGCGGUGGAGGCGGUGGAGGGAGUGGGGGUGGCGGUGGGGGUGGUGGCGGGGGUGGAGGUGUCGGUGGCGGCAGUAAAGGCGGAGGCGGCGGUGGCGAUGGCGGUGGGAGCGGCGGUGGUGGUGGGAGCGGAGGUGGCGGUGGUGGCGGCGGUGGAGGAGGCAGCGGCGGAGGAGGUGGAGCUGGUUGGGGUGGCGCUGCGCAGAGGGUCAGCUCCGGUGGUGGUCAGCGCCAGCAGCAGCAGCAGCGCACUCGUGACAUCCCCCACCCUCAGCAGCUCCGUGAGUGGUACGUUGCACGCCAGCGGGGUGGGGGUACUGGUCCGUGCAUCUACAUCCUACGCACCGGUGACCGCGCGGGUGAGCAGUGCGGGGGUGCGCACUCCACCCAGCGCUGCUUUGGCCGCCUGACGGAGGCUUGGCGUCACCAGUUAUCGGAGGCCACAGAGAUCCCCUGCUAG
Messenger RNA from Closterium sp. NIES-65, 1467 nucleotides. The record is from the annotation of a GenBank genome assembly. NCBI's taxonomy places the organism in Eukaryota, Viridiplantae, Streptophyta, Zygnematophyceae, Desmidiales, Closteriaceae.